Hippocampus comes (tiger tail seahorse) is the source of this 4863-nucleotide messenger RNA. It is a transcript of the gene rfc1, whose product is annotated as replication factor C (activator 1) 1. The coding region runs from base 131 to 3631 and encodes 1166 amino acids. Gene Ontology annotation, cellular component: DNA replication factor C complex; nucleus. The record is from RefSeq and is a predicted model, not a curated record. Gene Ontology annotation, biological process: DNA repair; DNA replication. Lineage: Eukaryota; Metazoa; Chordata; Actinopteri; Syngnathiformes; Syngnathidae. The transcript has 23 exons. Gene Ontology annotation, molecular function: DNA clamp unloader activity; ATP hydrolysis activity; DNA binding.
UAUAUUCGUCUAUGGGCGCUUUAUCAACGUCAUCUUCGGGCGACAACUAAGUCUUGCUUCGCGCCAAGUAACUGCGCGUUUUCCUCUCUCUGACAACAAACUUGAAACAUUGUGGGGAGACGUGUUCACAAUGGACAUUCGGAGAUUCUUUGCGCCAUCAGCACAGAAAGCGACUCCUAAUGGAAACGCGAGCACGAAGAGGAAUCCUUUUUCUUCAGAGGAAGAGUUGAAAAAGAAAGAGACCAAGAUUAAAAAACAAGAAACAGACGUGAAACGUAUGCAUGACAAAAAACGGAAAAAACAUGCAGUCAUACAAUCAGACUCUGACUCAGAGGAUCGAGACACGAAAUCCAAGAAAUCUCCUAAGAAGAAGCAGAAGAUCAGCAAUGCUGCACAGUCUCUCAAGAAAGAGCCUGUUCACUGCGUCUUGGAAAAAGACUCAGACAGUGACAACUUUGAGUCCUUGAAGAAAAAGUCCUCCAUAAGCAAGCAAAAUGGCACCUCCCAAAAGAGCAGGUCAAGUCCAGGUCUGAAAGAUGCUGCAGAGUCUUCAAUCAAGUCGUCCUCUGUUCACUCGAAAAAUGGAGCCAAAUGUCCCACCACACCAGUCACACCAAAGACGGCGCCACCCCCUCAGGCCAAACAAACCCCCACCUCUGUGUUGGACUACUUCGGCAACGAAAGCAUCCAGCGCUCGGGCAAGAAGCUGGUCGCCAGCACAAAACGAAAGACUCCAAUCCAGGAUACCGAUGAAAUGAGCGAUGAACAAAUAGCUCGACAGCUGCAAAUGGUUGAGGAUGAUGAGCUGGAGAAGCAGAUUCAUGAAGAUGAAGACUUUGCCAGAACACUUGCCAUGCUGGAUGCAGAGCCACAGGCAAAGAAGGUUCGUAAAAGCUCGGAUGAAAAAAAUGUGGAGGCAUUCCACAGAAAGAGGAAUUCACUCAGCCCUUCAAAGAACAACAGAGAGGACAGCAUGUCAGAGGACAUGAUUGGUCCUUCACCCAAGAAAAACCCUGCUCCACUCAAACCCAGUUCCAAACUAGGGAUGUUGAAGAAAAGAGACGAGGAAAAAGAUAACGCGACAAAGAGCAAAGCACAGACAAAAAUGAAAAUCUCUCCCAAAAAGGAGCCAUUUACCCUGUCAGGGAGUGAAAAGGUGCAGGCAUCCAAAAGAGGGACUGGACUUGAAACUUCUCCCACUGAACCAGCGAGCACCAGACCUGACGAGGCAGAGAAGAAGAAACUCAACACUUCCGCUUACAGGAAUUACCUGAACAGAGAUGGACCAAGAGCACUGGGCUCCAGAGAAAUCCCCACGGGUGCAGAUAACUGUUUGGAGGGUUGCGUGUUUGUAUUGACGGGCGUUCUGGAAUCAAUGGAAAGAGAUGAGACCAAAUCCCUGAUCGAGCGCUACGGCGGAAAAGUGACGGGCAACGUCAGCAAGAAGACCACCUACCUGGUGCAGGGUCGGGACAGCGGCGUCUCCAAGCUCGAGAAGGCGGAGAGUUUUGGGACCAAAAUCCUUAAUGAGGAUGACCUGUUUGAGCUAAUUAGGACCAAACCAGGGAAGAAGUCCAAGUAUGAGAUUGCUGCAGAGGCCGAGAGCAAAGCUUCAAAGACCAGGACUCCUCCGGGCUCGGCCCCAAAGACCAGGACUCCACCCGGCUCGGCCCCAAAGACCACUCCUAAAGCUUCAAAGAUCUCUCCCUCCAAAGGCAACUCCAAGUCCCCUCACUCUCCAAGUCCCUCAAAGACUGCGCAGACAACCGGCCGUAGUGCCAAAACCAUGGAUGGCGGAACCCCGCCCGGAAGAGGCUCAGCUCAAACUGCUCGCAGGGAAUUGGGACUUUCUUCUCAGAACUUCACCUCUUCAGCCUCAAAAUUGAAAUCGGUAAAUGAGGACGGUGCCACUCUGCUGUGGGUGGACAAAUACCGCCCGUGUUCUCUGAAGGCUGUGAUAGGCCAGCAAGGGGAACAGAGCUGCGCCAACAAGCUUCUCCGCUGGCUGCAAAACUGGUACACGCAUCAUAGCAGCGCUGCCUCCAAACCACCAGUUGCCAGAUUUGGAAAGUUUGCUGCAGGAAAAGAUGACGGAUCAGGUUACAAAGCUGCUCUACUCUCCGGACCGCCGGGUGUGGGGAAGACCACUACAGCGGCCCUGGUCUGCGAGGAGUUGGGCUUUAGCUAUGUGGAAAUGAAUGCAAGUUGCACACGCAGCAAAAACAACCUGAAGGACGUGGUCGCAGAGUCCCUCAACAACACCAGCAUCGAAAGCUUUUACAAAGGCACGUCCCGUAAAGUCAGCACCAAGCACGUCUUGAUCAUGGAUGAGGUUGAUGGCAUGGCGGGCAAUGAGGAUCGGGGCGGUAUGCAGGAAUUGAUCAGCCUCAUCAAAAAUUCCAAGAUUCCCAUCAUCUGCAUGUGCAACGAUCGGAACCAUCAGAAGAUCAGAUCACUGGCCAAUUACUGCUUUGAUCUGCGCUUCCAGAGGCCGCGAAUGGAACAGAUCAAGGGUGCUAUGAUGUCCAUCGCUUUCAAGGAAGGAAUCAAGAUUCCGCCUCCGGCACUUAAUGAAAUUAUCUUGGCGUCCAAUCAAGACAUCAGACAGGUGAUCCAUAACCUCAGCAUGUGGUCAGCUAAAGACAAGGUGAUGACCUACGACCAGUGCAAGUCUGACGCAGCCAGCGCCCGCAAGGACCUGAAAAUGGGGCCCUUUGACGUCUGCCGAAAGGUGUUUGCGGCUGGCGAGGAGACGGCCCACAUGAGUCUCAUUGACAAGUCGGAUCUCUUCUUCCACGACUACUCGCUAGCGCCCCUCUUUGUCCAGGAGAAUUAUCUACACGUGCGGCCUGCCGCUGCUGGGGGCAAUGCAAAGUCUCACCUUGUGCUGCUCAGCAAGACGGCUGACUCCAUCAGUGAUGGAGACCUGGUGGACCGACGAAUCCGCUCUGGGCAGAACUGGUCUCUGCUACCCACGCAGGCUAUCUAUGCCAGUGUAAUCCCAGGUGAGCUCAUGAGAGGUUACAUGAGUCAUUUCCCGUCGUUCCCAAGCUGGCUUGGCAAAAACUCGUCGGCAGGCAAACAUUCCCGCAUCGUCCAGGAGCUGGCCUCCCACAUGGCUUUGAAGACUAUGAGCAGCAGACAAGCGGUGAACCUGGACUACCUCUACUUCCUGCGGCAGGCCCUACUCAGCCCACUCCAGAAGCUGGCAGCCGAGGGCGCCAGUGAGGCUGUGCGGCUACUGGACGAUUACCAGCUCAUCAGGGAGGACAUGGAUAACAUGAUGGAGAUUGGUUCAUGGGGCGGACAACCUGACCCCUACUCCAAACUGGACUCCAAGGUGAAAGCGGCAUUCACGAGGACGUACAACAAGGAGGUCCAUCUGACACCGUACUCCCUGCAAGCUAUCAAGAAGGGGCGGCGCGGCGGCGCCGAAGAGUCUGAACUGGAAGUGCAGGACACCGAGAAGGACACCCCAGUGUCUGAGGAUGAAGGAGAGAGCCUCAGUGUGGAUGCCAUGAUCAAACAGAAGAAGGCCAAAGCCGUCACCAAGGAAUCUAAGAAGGAAAAGACUGAGGAUUCUGGGAAGGGGAAGGGGAAGGGAAAAGGCAAGGCUAAGGCUAAAAAGUGACCUAAAACAAAGCAGUAUGAAGCUGCCUCCUGACCAUGACCACUUCCUGUCCUUUUUCCAUUUUUAAAAACCUCCCGAGCAUGAUCGUAUCAAUUCGCCUCAUCAUGUCUCUGAGUGUGGAGGGGGGUAGGGUGUGGGGGUUCCCCAAAUCAUGCAACUGCUUCUUAAGAGUAUAACAAUGCUGCCGUAAUGCUUUUGGCUGCUCGCUUCACCCUGAUCUUUUUCUUGUAAAUUGCCUUUUUGUAAAAUAGACAGAUAUGCCUCUUGUGUUUUUUUGUUCUUGAAAAUCUGUAUUUUCAGAUCCAAAGAUACUGAAUGAUUAUGUUGCUAACAAUGUUGUAUCCACUUCAAAUUCAAGGCGGGGCAAAAAAAAAAAUCUCUUUCCAACAGGAAUGAAUUUGCCCACAAGAUGUUCAGCUCAUUAUCAUUAGCAAUCGUUCACACAUAAGGGUUUGAGAUUUUCACAGCAUGUGGUACCGCAGCUUUUAAGCCUCAAGGGCCAGUUUUUCAGUUGUGUCCUCAUUACACAUUGCAGAUGCAUAAUUUGUGACCCUGAGGUCACUGGCCCAAAUCUCAAAGAUGUUUAAGCUUCUCCAGCCAUAAAUCACUCAAAGGGUUCACUCACCGCUUGGCUGCUGUUAGCGGAGUCAGCCAUUGCUCUUGUUGCCCACAGUUAAUCAUGACACUCCAUCUUCACUUCAGGCUAACAGCAGUCCACAAUGUUAAUGCAAAAAAAAAAAGUCCAGUGCAACCGCGAAUGCUGCCAACCACCUCUUAAGAACAUCAUCACGUUUUGCUUGGCUGUGUUUUAUGGCUACAUGUUUCUGACAAAUGGAAGCCGCCUGGAUCGUAAACAUGAUGGAGGCUAUUGCUGUGUGUUGAGGUAUUUUACAGGGGCAGACCAAAAGUGCCAUCCUCUUAACUUUUAUUGUAUAAAAGCCAUCAGAGCAUGAGAAGGUAUACAUGUACAUAUAUCAUUGAUCAUGUCCAAUAUGAGGUGCCUUAUAUGGUAUAAAAUUAAGCAAAAAAAAAAAAAAAAAAGGAAAGAGAUAGCCGUCAUAGGUUGUCACACCUGUCAUGGUACAAAAAUAAGCACAGACUAUUGUGCAAUAAUGAACCUUUAUGUACAUAUUUAGCAUGUGUCGUGUUCUCAAAAGCUUAUUUUCACUUGAGUCACAAUUGAAUGUUGUAAUAUUCAAAGAAAUGUAAUUCAAGAAAAUUGUAAUGUAGUU